AUGACGAUUGGCCGAGCAGGCAGUAUCUACCAGGAGGAAACAGAAUUCAACAAAGACUUGAAGAUUGAGAUCGACCCUCUGAAGACGAAGUUCAUCAGAGAGCUGAAUGCUUCAGAGACAUCAUCGAUAUUUCAUAUAAACUACAAUGGCAAGCCGCGUGUUCUGAAAGUCUUCCAUAACAAUGGCGAUCCCGGUUAUGCCGGUGAUGGUGUUCGUGAUUUGAAUCGCUCUCGCUGCGAAAUCAGGGCGUAUUGCAAUCUAGAGCGAUUUGGAAUAAGUGAUGGCGGCUACGUGCCAAAGUUUUACGGGUUUAUGCUUUCUCUAAACCCCACCAGCUUUGCACCCCACCUUGAUGCCUUUCAACGUGACGAUGGCCUUCCAAGUGCGAUUUUGAUUGAGUACUUACCAAGUCCCUUGAUGAUGAACUGUGUUACCUACAGCAAAGAGCGUAUGAACAAAGCCAUCAUCGGCAUCCAACAAAUUCAUUCAGCUUUAGUUGAACACAACGAUACUUACCCCAAGAACAUUCUCAUCAUUCCGGGCGACCCAGAAAGAGUUGUUUGGAUUGAUUUUGAUGUUGCCAUCACUUAUCCUAGCAAUACAUACAUUGGAGACAGGGAACGUGGCUGGAUUAAGGAGGAAACUGAGUGCGUCAAAGGCUUUGGAGUGAAGCUUGCCGAUGACCAAAAGAAGGGUCUCCGCCCAAAUACAAAGUACUACUAG
Messenger RNA from Histoplasma capsulatum G186AR, 723 nucleotides. RefSeq lists its product as uncharacterized. Bases 1 to 723 code for a protein of 240 amino acids. The record is from RefSeq and is a predicted model, not a curated record. The transcript has 3 exons. Lineage: Eukaryota; Fungi; Ascomycota; Eurotiomycetes; Onygenales; Ajellomycetaceae.